Molecule: messenger RNA, 1122 nt
Organism: Ascochyta rabiei
Lineage: Eukaryota; Fungi; Ascomycota; Dothideomycetes; Pleosporales; Didymellaceae
Product: peroxisome biogenesis factor 10
Exons: 1
Coding region: 1-1122 (373 amino acids)
Biological process (GO): protein import into peroxisome matrix
Cellular component (GO): peroxisomal membrane
Molecular function (GO): zinc ion binding
Source: RefSeq, a predicted model, not a curated record
AUGGCCUCACCCUCACCCACGCGCUUUACCUAUCCCUUCGCCACCUCGCCGGACAUAAUCCGCUCGCACCAGAAAGACGCCUACUUCUCCGGCGUGCUUCUCGACCAGCUUUCCACGCUGCUGCGCAAGAUCUACGGCGCCCGGUUCGCGCACACAUACCUAUCCGAGACGCGCGUUGUCGGCGAGCUGCUCUACCUCGGCCUCACGACUGCGAUUGGGAAUCGGACGCUGGGCGAAGAGUACUGCGACAUCGUGCAAGUGGAGAACGAGAGUGGCAGGUUGCCGGCCCUGGGCAGACGGGCGGGAUACAUCCUGAGCUGUAUACUGGGGCCGUACCUGCUGGGCAAGGUGCUGCCGAAGCUGAGGAGGAGACUGAGGGCGAAGCUCGAGGCGAAUCUGAGGAGGUAUGGACGCCUGCACGCGAAAGCGCAGCAGGAGAGUGGGAAGGCGAGCAGGCCGCUGGGGAUGAGGAUGCAGAGCUACAUGCUCGAGAACCUGGACACCAUCACCAGCCCGUCACCCGUAUAUGCGCUGAGUCUGGCGACCUUCUACUUCUCGGGGAGCUACUACCAUCUAUCGAAGCGGAUAUGGGGCCUGCGGUACAUCUUCACCCGGCAGGUGCAAGAGACCGACGCACGCGUCGGGUACGAAGUCCUCGGCGUACUGCUCGUGCUGCAGAUGGCAGUGCAGGGCUACCUACACCUGCACAGCACUAUGACGAGCGCGGACAGCAGCACCGCCCUGCCCGUGGGGACCUCCGCUGUCGUCGGCGGCGGCGCCGAAAUCUCCCUCGACCCAAACGCAUACAGCGCCAACAACGCGCUGCUCUUUGACGCCUCGACCCCGCCUCUGGCUACCUCGUCAGACCUGCACAAAUGGACACACACCCCUGCGAACGGCAAGCCAAAGUACGUGCUCGACGAUGCAGAGACCAUGGCCUGGAUAGGAGGCGGGAACAGGAAGUGCACGUUAUGCUUGGAGGAGAUGAAGGAUCCCAGCGUCACGACGUGUGGGCACGUCUUCUGCUGGACCUGCAUUAGUGACUGGGCGAAGGAGAAGCCGGAGUGUCCGCUGUGCAGGCAGAGCUGCUUGGUGCAGCAUGUCCUGCCGCUGAGAGGAUGA